Molecule: messenger RNA, 1356 nt
Organism: Fraxinus pennsylvanica
Lineage: Eukaryota; Viridiplantae; Streptophyta; Magnoliopsida; Lamiales; Oleaceae
Source: the annotation of a GenBank genome assembly
AUGGGAACUCAAUUACCUACUCCGGACAACAGGUUCUCCUACAGACAAGAUGUUGACGAACGAGAUGCACGAGAGAAAGCGAUAGACGAAUGGCUGCCGAUAACUUCUUCUUCUAGGGAUGCAAAAUGGUGGUACUCAGCUUUCCACAAUGUUACAGCAAUAGUUGGAGCUGGAGUUCUUGGUCUCCCUUAUGCCAUGGCACAACUGGGAUGGGGCCCUGGAGUGGGUAUACUCGUAAUAUCUUGGAUUAUCACUUUAUACACUCUAUGGCAAAUGGUUGAAAUGCAUGAAAUAGUUCCUGGGAAACGUUUCGACAGAUACCAUGAACUCGGACAACAUGCAUUCGGUGAAAAACUUGGUCUUUACAUUGUAAUACCUCUACAGCUAAUUGUUGAAGCUGGUGUAGACAUAGUUUACAUGGUUACAGGAGGGAGAUGUUUGCAGAGGUUUCAUGAUUUAGUAUGCAAAGAUUGCAAGAAGGUUAGGCUAACCUAUUUUAUCAUGAUCUUUGCCUCUGUUCAACUCGUGUUGUCUCAUCUUCCGAACUUCAAUGCCAUCUAUGGAGUGUCUUUGGCUGCAGCUGUCAUGUCCUUGAGUUACUCAACUAUUGCUUGGGGGGCAUCACUCAAGGAGGGUGUACAACCACACGUGCAAUACGGCUAUAAAGCUACAACCACAGCAGGAACUUUUUUCAACUUCUUCAAUUCCUUGGGUAGUGUAGCUUUUGCUUAUGCUGGUCAUAAUGUGGUCUUGGAGAUUCAAGCUACAAUGCCUUCUACACCAGAGAAGUCAUCUAAGGGACCUAUGUGGAAGGGGGUGAUUGCUGCUUAUGUAGCCAUUGCAAUCUGCUACUUCCCUGUGGCUCUUAUCGGGUAUUGGAUUUUUGGGAAUAAUGUCAAGGAGAACAUUUUUAUCUCCUUAGAAAAGCCUGUGUGGUUAAUUGCCAUGGCUAACCUGUUUGUUGUCAUUCACCUUAGUGGGGGCUACCAGAUUUAUGCAAUGCCAGUUUUUGAUAUGAUAGAGUAUGUACUAGUAAAAAUUCUAAAAUUCAAGCCUAGUUGGAUGUUACGAAUUGUUUCGAGGAACAUUUACGUUGCACUUACUAUGUUUGUUGGAAUUACCUUCCCUUUCUUCGAUGGGCUUCUCGGGAUUUUUGGUGGAUUUGCUUUUGCAUCAACUACAUACUUUCUUCCUUGUAUCCUUUGGGUAGCUAUCUGCAAACCAAGGAAAUUCAGUCUAUCUUGGUUUACUAACUGGAUUUGCAUUGUUCUUGGAGUUAUUUUGAUGAUUGUAGCCCCUAUUGGAGGAUUAAGGCAGAUUAUUGUCCAUGCAAAGACAUACGACUUUUACUCAUAA